AUCUUUGUACACUGAUGUUCAUUAUCAACUUCCGGGUGAACUGGUGUGACCUUGGUUGGUUACUCAUCAUGGCGGCUAUAGUUCGGUUGAGUUCCGUUUGUCGCAGAGGAUUUCACCCUCUGGUCUACCAAAGCACCUUGCUGGCAAGACCUUUGGUUGUAUCACACAAACAUCAAGAGAAGACUCCCCUGUUCACUGCAAGGAUUCAUUCAUCCCACGCUCUAAAUGCGAGCUCUGGCUCCAAAGCCGCCUCUCUGCAUUGGACAGCUGAGCGAGUAUUGAGCAUCCUGCUUUUGGCCAUGGGGCCUGUUGCCUAUUUUCACCCCGUUCCUGCUAUAGAUUACUCACUCGCUGCUGCACUCACCCUACAUGGACACUGGGGUUUAGGCCAGGUGUUAACAGAUUACGUUCACGGGGACACCAAGAUCAAGAUAGCCAAUGCCGGUCUCUUCCUUCUGUCAUCAGUCACAUUUGCUGGUCUUUGCUACUUCAACUACAAUGACGUGGGCAUCUGCAAAGCCGUCGCACUGCUUUGGAGCAAAUAAACAUUAACAUGAACUGGCAAGCUCUGAACAAUGACCCAAAUGUGUUUAAUGUAAAUUCCUAUAAAUAUACAGCUUUGGCAAUAUUUCCAGUGAUUCACAAGUGUGUAAUUGUAUUUCAUGUUAAUUAGUUCUACUCUCUUUUGACAGCAAAAUGACUUUUAGCCAAUUCUUGUACCUGCAUAGAAGGGAAUUGCCUGUCUCUGAUCAGUGUGGGCAGUUUGUCAAUUUGUGUGCAGUUGAGAAGUUGGCCCAUGUCUUUACUAUGCCAUAUCACUUAGUCCACAUAUUUUUCCACAAAGCGUUUUUACAUUGUACAGACCAGAAGUCUUGUUUGACAGCUAUUUUUUUUUUUUUUGGGGGGGGGGGAUGAUUUUCAAAAAUGUUUUGUUUCGAUUACUCAGUCAUACGGAAGAAUUGAUCUUUAACCCACCUUCAGAUAUGCUAUUGUUGUAUUUUAAUGGUGCAGUCGAGAUGCCUCAUAUUGAUCGAAGGUUUAUUGCCACCUAAAAAGAUGAAAGCCUGUAUUCGUACCUGUCUUUUACUGUGAGCCACGCAGCUUUAAAAUAUAGCUGAUGUACCUUUG
Corythoichthys intestinalis (scribbled pipefish) is the source of this 1128-nucleotide messenger RNA. Its product is annotated as succinate dehydrogenase [ubiquinone] cytochrome b small subunit B, mitochondrial-like. Gene Ontology annotation, molecular function: ubiquinone binding; heme binding; succinate dehydrogenase (quinone) activity. Gene Ontology annotation, biological process: tricarboxylic acid cycle; mitochondrial electron transport, succinate to ubiquinone. The transcript is spliced from 4 exons. Bases 15 to 545 code for a protein of 176 amino acids. Lineage: Eukaryota; Metazoa; Chordata; Actinopteri; Syngnathiformes; Syngnathidae. Gene Ontology annotation, cellular component: mitochondrial envelope; membrane. The record is from RefSeq and is a predicted model, not a curated record.